Molecule: messenger RNA, 1889 nt
Organism: Lolium rigidum
Lineage: Eukaryota; Viridiplantae; Streptophyta; Magnoliopsida; Poales; Poaceae
Exons: 2
Cellular component (GO): NSL complex
Source: RefSeq, a predicted model, not a curated record
AACCCUAGCUCCCCCGGCGGCCCGCCGUCGCCGGAGAUGGAGGCCACGGCGGAGGCGCUCACGCGGGAGGAGGUGCUGCGCCGGCGCCGCCGCCGCGCCGCGCGCCUCGUCGGCGUCUACCGCCGCCUCUACUGGGCCAUGGCGGAGGAGGUGCGCGCGCGCCACCGCCAGUACGUCUGGGAGCUCGGCCGCAGCCCGCUCGAGGCCGAGCAGCCGCCCUCCGCCGCGGGCGCCGAGGCCAAGCCCGGGCCCGCCGCGGUGCCCAGGCGGAAGAAGUGCGGAUUCACGGGGUGCAAGGUGCGGGCCAUGGCCAUGGCCAAGUACUGCCACUCGCACAUACUCAUCGACCGCACGCAGGUGCUAUACAAGGGCUGCGCGCACAUCAUCAAGAGUACUGCGGAUUCUGGGCGAAUUACCUGUGGCAGGCCUAUCUUAAAAGCAUCAGUUCCCUCCCUCUGCAAUGUUCACUUAAUAAGAUCUCAGAGGAAUAUAUCACAGGCUUAUAAGAAGGUUGGCUUUAAUCCACCCCCUACUGGCCAGAUCUCCCCAGAUUUUAGUGUGUUGGUUGCUGAAACCGUCCGUCAGAUCCAAGCCAGAAGGAGACGAUCCCGAAGUGCCGCAGAAGGGAAGAAAUGCCCCAAAGAUGGGAAAGUUGACUGAGCUCUGUCCUUGAAAGAUAUGGAAUGUGGAAACUGUAAGUGGUGUGCAUGACUGGGAGACAAUUUGUAUGACCUUGGUUGUCAGUUAAUAGCAAAUGACAAACAAAAGGUUAAUUCAACCAGCUGGUGGUGGAAGUAUCAACUGCGAGGGUUCGCAAUUGCUUGCCUCAGGAUUUCAUUUAUGUCUAGCAAAAUGCUUCUGUAUGGGAUUGAUGGCUGGUUGAACAUGCUGCAGGACGGCUAUGGUUGAUUCAAUUGAUGUGCUGAGCCAUGAUCUUCUGAUAGUAAGGUAUGCUUUAGGUAUAUACUGGGUCGGUACAUUUGCCGAUUGCUGAUUAAAGAAAGUGGUGAGUUGUGAAGCCAUAUGUUCAACCGUUACAUUCUGAACUGGAUUUUAAAUUGAGUGCCUCUUGUGGAGUAAAUAACAUUACCUCUUUCAGCUUGGGUCAUGUAUACCAUGCGAUGGCUGUCCUGUUAUUCAGCUUGGUGUUUCUUUGAUGCUCAACUUGUUAUUGGAACUUGUGAAGUAUACACUGUUCCUAUUUCUCAAGAUGCAAAUGUGUUUGUGAGCUCAACUUUAACUUCUGCUGAAAGGACUGAAAGCAUGGUAAUAACUGGAAUUUUUGCUUCUGCCGAAGAUGCCAGAAGUGCCGAUCCUGAGGGAGGAACCAUACAAGUAAGGAACUACAAGGGAGAGUGGUCUUCCUGUACAUGUUGAUGUCUACGGCACGGAUUGUCGCCUGAUACCAUGGUUUAGCCGGAAUGCUUGCGUUGCACCAGAGAUGUUUCACAUGGAGAGGAUCUUGUUCUGCAUCAUGGACAAAGGAAGGAACCCUGCAAGUAUUAUGAGAUAGCUGAUAUUAAUGCAAGGUAGGAGCCCUAGAUACAACAGAUACUGUAGUUUCCUAGUAGUACAAUCAAAUUUCAUGAUAUCCUUCUUGCACAAGAUGGUAACUUCUGAAAUGAUGGAUGUGUGUCUGAUCUUGCACCACCCAACACAUGAAUGUGACAGUAGGGCAAGAUGUGGCAGAUCGCUGGUGUUGGACUUUGGGAUGGCUGAUAUUGGAUGGUGGCCUGGUACUAUAUAGGACAUGACUAACGGAACUGACACAUUUGUUCAUCUUCCUGAUAUGAGAAUGGUUUCCUGUUGCUAGUUGUAUCAAGUGUGAAUAACUUGGAGUGAGCGUUUUUAUUGUUUUGUUUAGCCUUUAUGGUUGUCUUGCACUUUCA